GUGCGGUUCUAUUUUCGCGCACCUAAAAAUCGUCUGGUCAUGAGAAACUUUUAUCCAAUAGAAAUGUUGUUUCAGUUACAAUUGACCAAUCAAAACAAGUGGGUCAAGGACAGUGUCAAGGAUGCAAGAUUAUGACACACUGGCAAAAAUCUCGGUAUACUUUUAGUCCAAGGAAUUCAUCAAUGUACACCUUUUUUCCGUUAGCGUCAUGCCGAAACUUUGAUGAAUGAAUCUGAAUAGCAGAACAACCGGUCUCUUGCCACAACAGUGCUUCAAGCUUUCAAGUAGAACAUAUAAUGGAUCCUUUUCCAACUCCAAUAAAAACAUACUCAAGAAGGACAAAGGUUUUUUUAAAAGGGACCACCCACCAGAUUUUUUCGCCUAAAAGUUGCAAACAAUUUGAAGACAGUUUAGUGUCUGAGACAUUGGGUGAAAGUAAUAGGGGGAAUUGUUCCAGUGUUUCUUCAAAAGCAGUACUUUCCACCUCAGGUUCAGGUGUUGGUGUUAGAACAGUUCUUGGUAGCAAAGCAAGUGAUUGGGAAACUUGUGAGGAUUUAGAUGAUAGUAUUGAAUUACCAAGAGAUGCCACAGAGGCAAUUGAUCAUCAUCACCAUAGAGUAGCUUUCAGUGGGGAAGAAGGUGAAGACAUCACCCUAGCCUUGAAACAAACUGCUCUGAAAACUUCAAAAAAAUGUAGUCUGCAUAGAUUGACAAGAAGUCAGUUUCCCUUAGCUACAAGUACCAGAAAAGAAAACGUUUCCCCUGAACACAGAAAUUCUACUCUUAUUGACACAGAUUGCGCCAAAUCCAUCUGUGAUAUUCCACCUCCAGAGUGCAUGUCAACUAUUCAUGAAUUUCCAGGUUCUGCAACUGAAGAACGAAAUACAACAGGACUGGCAAUUUUUAAGAGAGAUAUUUCUUCAUCACUUGCUGGUCCACAGAAAAACCAGUUACCUCUUGUAUCAAUACCAUUGCCAAAUAUAGAGACAUGUAACCUGCUUUGCAAACAGGAAAAGAAGAAGAGGAGAGCAGUUAGACAGUCCUUUGAAUUAUCUAAUGACAGAGGGGAUAAUGUUCAUAGUGAAAAUAAAAAUGGCAAGCAGUUGAAACCAGGACAAUGCUUCAAUUCAACCUUGAUUGGUGCGAAGGCAACCAAUAUUAAAGAAGUGAAAAUCACACCUGAUGUUUCUUCCAUUACAGGUUUUCUCUCAAAUAAGCAAAGUGUAUCAAAAAGCACCAAGUCAGCUGAGAUUAGAGAAAAGGCUGCCUUUGUAAAGGGGGAUGAAUGUAUGGCAGACAGCACUACAUGCUUAGAAUUGGAUUGUCAUCUUGGUCAGCAAAAGAAAACAGAACAGUGUUUCAAUUCCACAUUGAUCAAUAAUCAAGCAAUCAACAUAAAGGAAGCCAAUGUCAUGCCAGAUCUUUCAUCAAUUGCUGAAGCCAGUAGUGAUAUGUUUCCAUCAGCAGUUAUGAAACAGUUGAUAAGUGAAGUGACACCUAAUAAACCCUCAGUUUCAAAUGUUAAUGGAUGUUUGUCACCAGUAAAGGGUAACAAACCGUUAAUGAGACAGGGGCGAUUAUGUCCAAAGAACUCAACAGUUCUCUUUACAUCCCAGAACCUAGAUAUUGCUGAAGUUAUUCCCCCUGAUUUAUCCAGGGUUACUGCUGCAAGUGAAAUGACAGACAUUUGUGGUGAUGAGGGAGAGGACCAAGAAGAAAUAACUCUUGAGGCUCCAGAAUGUGAUGCUCCAGUUGAGGAAUAUAAUGAAAGUCUGAGAUGCAAGGUGCCAGAAGAAGAAAACUAUGACCAGAAUAAAACCCAAGAAUCCCUAGUACAGAAAAGGCCAGGAAGUAAGAGUGAACGACAAAGAAAAGGUAAACCCAGAACCAAACUAAAUCCAAAUUCAGAGACUGUGAAUCCUCUUGAAGACAAAGUGGAAACUACUAGAACAACAUUUACAGCACCAUUAGCAAAAGUGCAGAGAAAGAAAAGUGUGAAAAAUAAGAACAACCAGGACAAGUCAGUUGAAGAUAGUAACCAAACUUUGCAUAAUGAACCACAAAGAGUAAAGGAGUUGAAAGCUAAGAGUAAGAACAUAAAGUCUGUAAGGGAUGCAAGGAAGCAAAAAUAUAAGACUCUUACAGAUAAGAUGGAAGCAACAGAAAAGAAAGGUGGAACCUCCAAUGAGAGAGAUAAUCAAGUGCAGGAAAGUGAAGUGCCACUUAAUACUUUAGGCAAGACUCCAGAAGAUCAUACACAGAAUUCACAAAAAAAAGCCCAAAAAAGAAAAAAAUCUGAUUUUAAAAAAGUGCGUAUGAGAAAGUCUGAAGCAAAUCUUGUCUGUGAAGAAACAGUCUGCUCUAUAAAGAACAAAACAGCACCAUGCAAAAAGAAAGUGAGGACUUCGAAAAACAAAAAUGCAGCACUGGAGGUAAGACUACCAGUAGUACAUCAAAGGUUUAGGUUGGAAAUAAAAUUUCUUUUUUUAUACAAAAAGUGGGAUAAAGAAGUCUUCAACACACACACACAUAUAUACAUAUUGUAUAUAUGUUUCCAGAUACCUCGGUGUUUCAUUGAGCUUAUGGAUUUUCCCUCUAUUCCUAUGCCAAUGAGAAGAAGUUAUUUCAAGCUGGACAAAAGACCAGAUCAGUAUGAAGAAGAUGUCCUCUUACAAGAUGUUACAUUAACCACUGUAAAGGAAGUGCUCUAAAUAUAUUUACUGCAGGCAAAGAGAAGUCUAAGAUGCCACUACCAGUUACACAUCUGAACUGUAUUUUUUGAAGAGGACGGAGACUCCAAAUCUGAGUAAUAAGUAAAGGCUUUUGAUAUGGAGAAGAGAACAAAUUAUUUCAAUAAUUAUAAUUUAAUAUUUGAACCACAGGGUCUCUGUUUGAAUAACAUUUCACAACUGAGCCAGGAAUGGGUUCUAACCAGGAUGAUUACUUAAAAUUAUUUCAGUGAAUUGUAACGAUAUGUUAUUUGUAUAGAGAAGUCCUUUUUUAUGUAUAAUAAUAUAAUAUUAUGGGAAAAAUGGGUGUAUAUAUAUGUAUCUCCUGUUAUGUUCUUAUUAUAUUAAAUUAAAUGUACUGUGAUAUAUUUUGAUUAAUUCAAGCAGUUUUGUAUUGAAGUGCAAUUUCUUGGUUACAUUUGUAAAUCCAACUGCCCCCCUUUCGCUGAGAUAAAUGAUUUAUACACUGUAUUGCAGCAUUUGAUGAUGAACAAGAUAUUUUGUUUGGUAGCAAGUUUUUGAGAUUAUAACAUUCAGUAUUAAAUUUUACUGAUCUUUUUGGAGUAUUCAUGAUCUGUAUUUGUAUAACUAUUAUAUAACAAAAAAGUUUAUGUAAAAUCUUAUAUCAGAUUCUGCAGCAAUUUGUUUUUCACUCAAAGGAAAACAGGGCAGUUUUGUUAUAUUUUUUAAAUAAAACAAAAUUUGUUAUUAAUUACCA
Messenger RNA from Lingula anatina, 3447 nucleotides. RefSeq lists its product as uncharacterized. Lineage: Eukaryota; Metazoa; Brachiopoda; Lingulata; Lingulida; Lingulidae. The record is from RefSeq and is a predicted model, not a curated record.